Molecule: messenger RNA, 3303 nt
Organism: Talaromyces amestolkiae
Lineage: Eukaryota; Fungi; Ascomycota; Eurotiomycetes; Eurotiales; Trichocomaceae
Exons: 11
Coding region: 1-3303 (1100 amino acids)
Biological process (GO): regulation of DNA-templated transcription; L-tyrosine biosynthetic process; DNA-templated transcription
Molecular function (GO): pyridoxal phosphate binding; zinc ion binding; DNA binding
Source: RefSeq, a predicted model, not a curated record
AUGGCCCAAGAUGGAAUGGUCAGCUUAGCUGGAGGGCUACCUCAUCCCUCUCUCUUUCCAAUUGAUCGAGCAGCUUUCACGGUCACCAAUCCGGAGAGCUUCAAAGAUGUUACUGUUUCUGGUAAUUUAGAUUUGGACGUCAACAACCUAAGUAAUCCUAAAUUGAGUGAUUUUAUCCAAUACGGUAAUUGCACUGGAAAUGCGCGGCUUCGUCAGUGGUGUUUGGAGUUUACUCAAAAAGUUCAUCGGCCGUUAUACAAAGAUGUCGAAACGCUCCUUCACCCUGGAAAUACGAAUGCGUGGAGUAAGGUUGUCGGCCUCUUAUGUGAGGAGGGGGAUUAUAUUCUGUGCGAAAGUUAUACCUAUCCAUCAGCGCAGGCUAUGUGGAUUCCGUUAGGAAACUUUGCAGCACCGAUCGCAAUGGACGGUCAAGGCAUCCGCGAUGACGAGCUUGAAAGAAUACUGAGAUCGUGGGAGACAGAUCAUCCUGGUAUUAGACGUCCUCAUGUACUGUAUCUUGUAAGUGUCGGCUCUAACCCGAGUGGUGUUACCAUGGGAAGAGAGCGGCGACAGAACAUAUACGAUCUAUGCGUGAAAUAUGACAUCAUCAUCGUCGAGGAUGACCCAUAUUUCUUCAUACAGUAUCCGCAAUAUGACCUGAAGGAGAGACUGGCCGCUGACGAAUCCAAGUCUAGCAAUGAGUUUCUCACCAGCCUGAGCCCUUCGUUUGUGCAACUUGAUCACCAGGGGAGGGUCAUACGACUGGAGUCAUUCAGCAAAACUCUUGGGCCAGGUCUCCGUUUGGGAUAUUUCGUCGCAAAUUCGAUUUUCACCGAACGCUUACUCCGGACGACCGAGGUAGAGACGCAGGAUCCAGCAGGGUUGUCGCAAGUCUUUGUGCUUUCGCUUAUGCAACGAUGGGGCAUGGACGGUUAUCUCACAUGGCUUCAGAGCCUCCGAAACCAGUAUCAAACACGACGUGAUUGGAUGAUAAAGGCUUUUGCACAGAACUUUGAGCUUCUGGCAGCAUCAGAGGUCAAAUCUCACGGUCUGAAGGAUGAUGACGGACUAGUGGGUUGUCUCCGCGACGCUUCCGGUCACAUUGUGCCGAUUUUCAGCUUCGUAUCGCCGACAGGAGGAAUGUUCAUCUGGUCCAAAUUCUACCUAUCCCACAAUUCCGAUUACGAACAGCUUCGCAAAAGUCAGGAAGUCGAGGAUCCAGAACAGGCCUUUGCCGAAAAGCUAUGGAUGCAGUUUGCAGAGAAUCUGGUUCUGCUCACACCCGGGUCGUAUUAUCACCCCUGGCAGGGGGCGCAUAGGGUCACUACCAAGGCGCGUGGGGCCGAGCUGGCAACGACAUUUUUCAGAUUCUCAUUCUCCAUGACCACCAAAGAGGAUAUGGAGCUAGGAAUCGCUCGACUAGCAAAAGUCAUAAGAAAGUCUUGGAAGUUCGCUGCAUCACCGACCGCAUCUGACCCCAAAGUGCGUGUCUGGCGAGCGUGUCGGGAGUGUCGCAAGAAAAAGAUUAAAUGUGAUGGCAAGGAGAUAUGCCAUCACUGUGUGGCUCACUCGCGCGAAUGCCAGUAUCCGCCAAGUAAUGAUAAUGCCUCUGCUAAUCGCCAAUCCGUCGCAACCGUUGAUCAACAGUGCAAAGUGCUCUCUCAGCUCUGUGACAAAGUUGACCAACUUGCCAACAAAUUUACCGUAUCAAUGGAGACACUUGAGCGCCUGACAACGGAGACUCGUUCGCUUCCGAUUAUUGACUGUGCUGAUCUUGAUGGGAGUCGUGCGUUUCCUGUAGAUGCCGGCCAAGAUGAGGCAGGAGCACUGGUUGGAUAUCACGAAGAGGAUGAGACAGGAAGUAGCAGUGACAGCGAGGUGGACGAAAUUGGAAAUAAAUCCGAUGGGCAUAUGGCCUUGGACUCGUAUGGCCAACUACGGUAUAUUGGAGGGCCAGCGAACAUGAUCUUGGUCAAGACUAUCCAGGAUCUAGCAGCUACAUCCGCCACAGAACGUAACACCAAUCCAUUAGAAUUAUUGAAUACCCGUCCAGGGGAAACUCCAGGCUCAGCCAGCUCUACAGGGAUAAGUUCAACCCUGCCUUUCUUCUCCCAAGGCUUGGUCUGGCCCAAGCUACCCCACUUGCCGGCGCCCGACAGUGUCCCCCGACCCCCAAGAUAUGUAUCAGAUCUUCUGGUCAACCUGUAUUUCAGCCAUAUCCAUUACACCUUUCCUGUACUGUUUCGACCAUCCUUUAUGCGCAAGUAUCAGGCUAUGCUCGAUGCAAAAUCUUCGGUAUCCUCCAGCGCUCGCUUCAUGUCUGUUUUCUUCGCGGUCUGUGCAUGUGCUUCUAGUCUUCUCCCACAUGACUUCGAGAAGAUUGGCAGUUUUCCUGGCCUGGAAUACUAUGAAAAGUCGCUUCUCCUCCACUAUCGCUGCGUGGGACAAGGAAACAUUGAACAAGUUCAGUGUCUUGGCUUACUUUCAUUGUGUUCCGCUGGCUGGAACACCUUGACCCAAAGCUGGAAGUUCGCUGGUCAGGCAGUCCGCGCCGCCCAAGAUCUUGGAUUGCACGUUGAUCUUCAUCGUGUCACGCCUGACCCGUGGGUUUUGGUAGACUGUGAGCAUGGGGAUAUUGAUGAUUCAGCCAUGUACCACGCAGUGGGAGCAAUUGCGGCCUCGGGAUCUUCGCCAAUUGUUCGCAUUGCGGCCGCGGAACCCUAUAUGAUAAAGAGAGCUUUGGACAGCGGAGCCCACGGUAUCAUGGUUCCGAUGUGUGAGACAAAGGCUCAAGCCGAACUGAUUGCGAGAGCAUCACAUUAUCGCUCCACGGAAUUCUCGACUGGUAUUCGUGGUACUGGUGGACUAUUUGCACCUGCAAACUUCAAUAUCUCUGCUGCGUCCUACAUGAACCAUGCUAACUCAAAUAUCACCGUUAUUGUUCAGAUCGAAACUGAGACCGGCGUUGAGAAUGCUCAAGAGAUAGCCUCGGUACCCGGUAUCGAUAUGUUAUUCAUUGGCCCCAACGACCUAUGCUGUUCAAUGGGUUACUUUGCCUUCGACCACAAGAGAAUUCCCCAGGUGCAAGAAGCUGUGAUUAGAGUAAGAGACGCUGCAAAACGAGAAGGAAAAUAUGCGGGUUACUUUUGCUUGUCAGCUGAAGAUGCAGCUCAAAGAGCAAAAAUGGGAUUUGAAUUCGUGAACUGCGGUGCCGAUAUUGUCGCCAUUUCCAGCUGGAUGGGAUCUGAGAUGGCGAAAUUGAAAGACUUGCUGGCGUCAGAUCAACAGACAAAUGGUGUAUGA